GACGUCACGCCCGUACCUGAGUUUCGGUGAGGGGAAAUGGGAAGGGCCAAGCCGAGCGAGAAAAAAAAACAAAAAAACAUCAGCUCUGUUCUCAGAGAUAAACUUUUUCUUUUCCUGUAGUUAUUCUCACACACCUUCUUCGUCGAAGUGAUUGUCGGUGAGGUUGUUUUUGUUUUUGGAGGGACUGUGCGGGAGUUUUUCUGCGGGACAGACACGCAGCGUUUCUCUUUCAGCUGUUUUUUUUUUUUGGGUCAGCAGGACGACGAGGAAAGAGGUCUCCAAACUUCCUGGUUCUCCACAGUCAGGAUGUCUGUCACCCCUCGUCGUGUCCGGCUGAAGCCCUGGCUGGUCGCUCAGGUGGACAGUGGACGGUACCCGGGUCUGGUGUGGAUUGACCGUGAGGCCAUGCGCUUCAGGAUCCCAUGGAAACACGCCACACGACACACACCCCAGCACGAGGACGAGGACACCAUAUUUAAGGCGUGGGCUGUGGAGACCGGGAAGUUCCAAGAGGGAGUUGAUGAACCUGAUCCUGCAAAGUGGAAAGCUCAGCUGCGAUGUGCCUUGAACAAAAGCAGAGAAUUCAACCUGGUCUACGAUGGCACCAAAGAGGUCCCCAUGAAUCCUUUAAAGAUCUAUGAUGUCUGUGAGAUCCCACAGCCUCCCAGUAACCAAGGGUCUUCAGAUGCUGGUUCUUUGACUCCGCAAUAUGAAGAAAUUGGCGAGGAAGAUAUUCCAGAUACACCAGAGUCUCUCCCUCCAUACCCAUCCAAUGGUGCCAGCCCCUCUCCUCUCAUUCUGUGGUCUCCCAUGGGCUCAGAGUCCUCCAUGCCAGGCAGUUGCCCCCCAUCAAAUGAGGUCUGGCCCAAAGAGGAGCCUGGUAAAAUCUGGCCUAAAGAGGAGCCUGUGGAUGUGGAGAUGCACCCCACACCCCUAAAUGACAUGCCUCCUGCUCCUCUGCCUGAUCCCUCGAUGCAUCCCCCUUCUCUACCUGACGCCCUGUUUGCCUCUCCAGAAACAUGGAUCAGUUCCCUCCCAAUGACAGACCUGGAGGUGCAGUUCCAAUACAGAGGGAAAGAGAUGUGUCCCACAGCGACCGUCAGUAACCCGCAGGGCUGCAGGCUGUUCUAUGGAGACCUCGGCCCCAUGGUCAACCAGGAGGAGCUGUUCGGGCCCGUGAAUCUGGAGCAGCUGCGCUUUCCGACCACAGAGCACAUUGCUAAUGAUAAGCAGAGGGUUUUCACUAGCCGCCUGCUGGAUGUGAUGGAUAGAGGUCUAAUCCUGGAGGUCAGCGGCCACGAUAUCUAUGCAGUCCGUCUCUGCCAGUGUAAGGUGUACUGGUCUGGACCCUGUGCUCCAAAUCCAACUUCACCGAAUCUUAUAGAGCGCCAGAGGAAGGUCAAACUGUUUUGCCUGGAGUCUUUUCUCAGUGGGGUGAUAGCCCAUCAGCGUGGGCAGACACCAAUCCCUCCACAGUUUGAAAUCAACCUGUGUUUUGGAGAGGAGUGGCCUGAUGGGAGGCCCAGAGAGAGGAAACUCAUCAUGGUUCAGGUUAUUCCAGUGGUGGCACGUAUGAUUACCGAGAUGUUUUCUGGAGACAACACACGAUCCUUCGACAGCGGAAGCGUUCGCCUGCAGAUUUCAAUCCCAGAUAUCAAAGACAACAUAGUGACCCACCUAAAGCAGCUGUACUGCCUGCUACAGACCCACCAGGGCCAGGACGGCUGGGCAUUGCCCCCUGGCCCAGGCCUGAAUAUCGUCCAGGCUCUGCAGGGACAGUGAAGCAGCCCACACUGUGAACUAACAUGUAUCCUAUAUAACUGUAUGUUUCACACUGAUACUGAGUUACCAACUGUUAGCAAAGAAGUACUUAUGUGUAAUCAUAUUUAGGAGUGUGCACAAUAUACUGUAGGAUUCAUAUGCUUUUCCCGUAGUUUAAAUGUGCUGUGAUGAUGUUUUUCUGUACAUAAAAGUAGUGUCUUUAAGCCUGCGUUACUUGACAUAAUGUGUGCAAGGACCAUUGACAGAUGGAGUGACUCCAUGGGCCAAAGUCCUGCUUGCUGCAUGGAAACAUUUAACAUAGUUAAUGAGUUACAGAAAUUGCCCUGUGCCUUGUUUAUCCAAAACGGGUCAGUGAUUGCCAAACUUUCCUAGAGUCAAGAAGCAGGACAGAAUGAUUUUUUUUAUCUCUUGACCUCCAUAUAAAAUGUUUUGAAGCAACACAUUUAGCGUGUGAUUUGUAUAUUUUGGAAAACAAAUAAGCAAAUGUGAACCAGAGCAAGCCUUCUUCCAUUAUGUCUUAAAUAGUCCAGCUCGACCAAGCUGUUUCAUCAUCCUGCGUGCACAUGUAAUUAGGUGUUUGAAUUCUUUUAACAAAUGUUUGACCAAAAAAACCCGUUUGACAGACGUAUCAGCUUUCUGGCCACCUGGCCUGCAGUUUUGUCUUCACUUGCUUUAUUAUUAUUUUUUUUUAUAGUUUGUGUUGUAGAAUGUUUUUGUAUUCACAUCUUUGAUUUUAAGCCAUUUAUUGUAUCCAGGCAGCCGUUUAAUAACAUUCAGCUAUAUGGAUCUGUUUUAAUAUGGAUGCCACUGCACUUUGGGGUGCUGAAUAAUGUUUUAUGCCUAGUUGAAUGUAAGUGCAUUUACCCUGUGAUUGUAUGUUUAUUUUAUCAAUAAAAAAUGCCAAAAUAA
Messenger RNA from Larimichthys crocea (large yellow croaker), 2691 nucleotides. It is a transcript of the gene irf6, whose product is annotated as interferon regulatory factor 6. Lineage: Eukaryota; Metazoa; Chordata; Actinopteri; Sciaenidae. The record is from RefSeq and is a predicted model, not a curated record. The transcript has 8 exons. Gene Ontology annotation, molecular function: protein binding; DNA-binding transcription factor activity, RNA polymerase II-specific; RNA polymerase II cis-regulatory region sequence-specific DNA binding. Gene Ontology annotation, biological process: regulation of transcription by RNA polymerase II; immune system process. Gene Ontology annotation, cellular component: nucleus. The coding region runs from base 307 to 1782 and encodes 491 amino acids.